Acyrthosiphon pisum (pea aphid) is the source of this 1092-nucleotide messenger RNA. RefSeq lists its product as uncharacterized. The record is from RefSeq and is marked predicted. Gene Ontology annotation, cellular component: Derlin-1 retrotranslocation complex; endoplasmic reticulum membrane; Derlin-1-VIMP complex. Gene Ontology annotation, biological process: retrograde protein transport, ER to cytosol; endoplasmic reticulum unfolded protein response. Lineage: Eukaryota; Metazoa; Arthropoda; Insecta; Hemiptera; Aphididae.
AGUGAUUGUGAAAGCCACGAACUAUUAUAUUGUUUUGUGAUAUAAAUUAUUUUAUGAGUUUUGUCUAGCUGUAAAAUCAAUUAUUAAAAUUGGUAACGAGUGGUUGUCGGUUUACUUUUUAAAUAACAUUUUUAAUUUACACAUCGUAUUAAAUCUUGGUUUUUAGAAUAAAAUCAAUAGUAAAGGUUUAAAAAUGGAUAUGGAGGAGGAGAUAAUUUAUGCAGAUGAAGAAGAAAUUUCAUAUUUUCAAUCUAUUACAGGUUAUCUAUGGAGUUUUUUAGAAUUUGUUCAAAAUAAUGGAUGGUACUUCCUGGCUUUUAUAAUAUUGUUGGCAUAUUUAGUCCCCAAAUUAUGGCCUCAUUAUUUAAAAUGGUCAGAACAAAGAGCAGUAGCUGCAUAUGAUGCAGACAUUAAAAAAAAUCCAGAUUUAUUUAAACAAAAACAAGAGGAAUUACAAAGAGCACGAGUAAAAUUCCAAGAAGAAUAUGAGAAAAAGGCUAAAAUAGCACUUGAAAAACAAAAAGAAAAAGAGAAGAAAUUAUUAGAAGAAAAACAAGCACUUUUAAAUAAUGGAAUGGCUGCAGGACAGUCUAUGAACAGUUCUGAAAAGUCAAAAAAUUCAAAACCAGAUUACAAACCUUUAAUGGGAUCUGGCAGUGGCUCAAAUUAUAGACCUCCAAGAAGAAGUGCAUGUUCUGGAGGUGGGUGUGGAUAAAAGUGAAAAAUAAAUAUUCUAUUCCAAUAAUUAAUAUCUAUGUACAAUUUUAUAAUAUUACUAAUAAAUAGUUUAUUUCUUCAGCUCAUAUUAUGCCUUUUGUAAACAAAAAUUACAAUAAUUGUAUCUGAACUACAGUAAAUAUUAAAAAGUUAUAGGUUAUAAUAUAAUAUUAUUAAUAUUAUCAUAAUUUUUUUUGUCAUCACUCAUAUGUUGAAACAAUAAUCCUAGAAUAUAAUAUUUUAUUUAUGCAACCAAGAAUUUUAACAUAUGUAGUAAACAAACUUAAAUUAUAUUAUUAUAUAUUUACUAUUGAUUUUAGAAUAAGAUAUAACAAUGAAAUAAAAAUAAAGUAUAAACAAUUUUAUAACUUAUAA